Branchiostoma floridae (Florida lancelet) is the source of this 2733-nucleotide messenger RNA. RefSeq names its product zinc finger protein ZIC 4-like. Gene Ontology annotation, cellular component: nucleus. Gene Ontology annotation, biological process: central nervous system development; regulation of transcription by RNA polymerase II. The transcript is spliced from 2 exons. Bases 95 to 1606 code for a protein of 503 amino acids. Gene Ontology annotation, molecular function: RNA polymerase II cis-regulatory region sequence-specific DNA binding; DNA-binding transcription factor activity, RNA polymerase II-specific. Lineage: Eukaryota; Metazoa; Chordata; Leptocardii; Amphioxiformes; Branchiostomatidae. The record is from RefSeq and is a predicted model, not a curated record.
GUCUAACAAGGUGGUGUUUGCAUGCAAACGGAGAGCACUUUUCUCUGUCUUCCUGCCUCUGCGUUCAUUUGCAAAUAGAAGCGGCGGGAGCGUCAUGAGUGCGGAGGCAUUGCCGGCCCAAAUUAUGGAUCACAGCUUUGUCAAGCACGGCCCGGCGCUGCGGUUUGUCGACGUUGGACAUCAUCAAAAUAUCAAUGGAGUCACAAGUUUCGGAUUAGCGCCACAUACGCAUCAUUCCAGUGAGGGAAGUGUGGAGGCCGGCAGCAUGAGUCUCGGUCCAUUCAGCAGGGACAAUUCCCACCACAUGGGUGCCCUGAAACUCAGUCCGCCGCAUCCCAUGAGCGAGAUCCCCAGCAGCCAAGCCAACUUCAGCUCGCCGACCAACGGGUACAGUCACGCUCACCACCACGGGCCGGUGUCGGGCUACCCCACGGCAGCAGCGCAGGCCUUCACCGCCAGCAGGGACUUCCUCCUCCGACGAGAGCAUCUGGCCGGGACGGUGCCGCUGCCGGGGUCUCUGACGCACGACCACAACACCGCCGGCUCCGGGAUGUUCGUGCCAACUUCGGGCAACUUCCACGGGCACGGGCACGCCGACAGCUCCCACCUCAUGUUUCCGGGCUUCCACGAGCAGGCCGCCGCCCACCAUCCACAGAACGCGCACCACGUCAACGGACUCAGCCUGCCCGGCGACGGCUACGGCUUCAACCAAGUGUCGAGCCCGCGUCGCGACCAUCUCAUGUCCAACCAGCUCAACCAUCACAUGGCGCCCAUGAACAUGCCACCGCACGGCCCUGCAGCCUUCUUCCGCUACAUGAGGCAGCCCAUCAAGCAGGAGCUGUCCUGUCUCUGGAUAGACCCCGACCAGCCCGAGCCCAAGAAGCCCUGCAACAAGUCCUUCUCCACCAUGCACGAGAUCGUCACCCACGUCACGGUGGAGCAUGUCGGCGGGCCCGAGUGCACCAACCACGCCUGCUUCUGGAAGGACUGUCCGAGAGACGGCAGGGCCUUCAAGGCCAAGUACAAACUGGUCAACCACAUACGGGUCCACACGGGCGAGAAGCCCUUCCCUUGUCCCUUCCCAGGCUGCGGCAAGCUCUUCGCAAGAUCCGAAAACCUCAAGAUACACAAGAGAACACACACAGGCGAAAAACCGUUUAAGUGCGAGUUUGAGGGGUGCGACCGGCGGUUCGCGAACAGCAGUGAUCGGAAGAAGCACUCGCACGUCCACACUUCGGACAAGCCCUACAACUGCAAGGUCCGGGGGUGUGACAAGAGCUACACGCACCCCAGUUCGCUACGGAAACACAUGAAGGUCCACGGUAAAACUUCUCCUACUCCAGACGACGAGAGUUUCGGGAGCCCGUCCUCCACGAGCUCGGAGACUCAUCGGGACUUGCCGCGGAUCACGCAGCACCCUCUCCCGACAUCUGCCACCCUCGCGCCGACCCCGACACACGCCACCAACCUCAGCGAGUGGUACGUGUGCCAGUCUACCGGAGGGAUGCCCACUCCGCCUUCCAACGAACAUUCGCCGAUAUCUUCGUGCGUAAGUCCAGUCCACUUAACAACUACCCCCGUAGCCAGCGGUAUUGGUCAUUUCUGACUAGGCCAGAGACUCUGACAUCACACUUACUCAAACCCAGACAAGACUGGUUGCGAAAGAAAAGAAACUAGACAAGUUCGUCUUGCAUAAAAUCAUACUUUGCCAUGUCUGUUAUGAUUUUACAUAGUCAGAACAAUCCAUGCGAAAGGCCUGGCUGCAGCCAGUCAUCGCGUCCAAUGUGCCACAUUUGUAGAGUUAAAGAAUUGAAAGCAAUAUUUUGUACAGAGGAUGUAUACUAGAAAGAUAUCGUUUUUCGGAGAAGGUGCUCUCUGUUGUUAUUUUUUGUCGACAUACCUCGCUUUAGUUUGUUUCUCAACCGUCGUUCGCUUGUGUAGCUUCGAUUUUGUCUUAUAAGUGCGAGUCAUUCGCUGAAAAGUGUGAGGUUUUAGUCUUCUUAAUGCGAACAGUGAAACGUGUCUUUCCCACUAUUGUAUUGAAAGAACUCUGUGAGAGAAAUAAUCUUCAUAUUUCUGAACAAAAAGCAUUCCAAUUUUAAGCGACAUUGUAGAAUAAUAGUCUAGUACGCCGCCAUAGCCCCUGACUAGGGCUUAUGUAGUCGCCGAGUUAUGAACUAAGUAGAGAAAACCUCACGAGAGAGAUCAUGAUAUUUAUUGUAAAAUAUUGACUUUUAACUCUAUUUUUUACGUCGCGACAUGUGUAAAAAAUUCAAUAUAUAUUGUUCAUAGUUCAGCCUAAGUUUUUGUACGUCCGUACAAUAAGCAAUGUAGACUCGUGAGUGGAAACAGUGCACUGUCUUUAGACCGUGGAUGGUAGAUAUAACAUAUUCUCAGACCACAUGUUAGAUACAGAACUGAAAUCACAAAAGAAAGCUCAAAGUUUUCGAAUCCCAAGUUUUUAGAUUGUCUCGAGCUUGUAAAUAACGUAAAAAACUUGUUGUCGGAGUUGUUCUCAGUUGCCUAACAUUUUCAUAAUUUUAUGUUUUGUUUAUUUAUUGAUUAAGUGCCAUUCCCAUUCUAAUGAACGUAUCGAGAGAAGACAGUUGAAAUUCUGUACUAGUUGUUGAGUUCUCCGGUAUUUGCCUGUGUUUGUCGUUCCUACACAAAUUGUUUUUUCUUUGUUCAUCCGCACACGUGCAGGCCAGAUUAAAGUUGUGUAAAAAUUUGGAA